AUGACUUCAUCAAAUCGCUGUUCAAUGUGUGGAAAACGUGCAGACACUUGUAUUUGCAUGGGAUGUAAAGCGCACUUUUGUGAUGAUGAUUUUCAAAGUCAUCGUGGAAUAUUAAUUAAUGAUUUAGAUGCGCUUACUGUAGAACGGGGUAAUCUUCAAGUUAAAAUCAACGAGGCUAUUUCAAACGAUCAGUCGAGCAAACAUCUUCUUGCAACGAUUGAUGAAUGGCAACGAACAACUAUUGAGAAGGUUAAACAAGCUGCUGAAUUAGCUCGACAACAGGUUUCCAAAAUCAUGAAUUUCAAACGGGAAGAAAUUACCAAACAGUUUGAAACGCUUUCACAAGAGUUGAAGGAGUUUCGAGAUACAAAAGAUGUUGUUGAGCAGGAUUUAAUCCGAUUGAAACAGAAAAUUCGUCAACUUAAUGAAGAUCUAGAACAAGUAUCGCCAUCACUGACUAUAGAGCUGAAUAUGAAACAGAGUGAUCAAAUUGCAUGGGAUAGAAUGAUAUAUGUCGAGCAAAAAUCUCUAUAUGCUGGUAAUCAACAACACCAAUCAAAACUAAUUGGUGAGUACUUCAAUAGAAUCUGCGAUGAAAAAUUUAAAUAUGAAUAA
Messenger RNA from Rotaria sp. Silwood1, 615 nucleotides. Lineage: Eukaryota; Metazoa; Rotifera; Eurotatoria; Philodinida; Philodinidae. The record is from the annotation of a GenBank genome assembly.